AUGGUUGUUUGGAUCGAAGAUCACCUGUCUGUUGCGACACCUGAAGGAAUAGCUCGCAUUGAUUCAGUCUGUAGUACUGCCAUUCCUCCAGAAACUUCAGAACUAAAUGAAUUAGUUAAAAAUUGUCAAAUACAUCGACACACUAGUACCUGCACGAAAAAUAAUUCUGUUUGUCGUUUCAACUUUCCACGCUCGGAAUGCUUAGAGACACAUGUUAUUGAUACUUCAUCUAACGAAUUCAUCUACAACGGUGGUCGCAUUUGCGUUCUGAAAAGAAAAAGUGAAGAUGGUUGGGUAAAUAAUUACAGUCCUGCUUUGCUAAAAAUGUGGAAAGCCAAUAUGGAUAUACAACCGUGUGGUACAAAUGAGUCGGUUGCGUAUUACAUCGCUAAAUACGUGUCAAAAUCAGAACCUACAAACCUAGAUGGUGAAGUAUCUCGAGCUAUUCAACAAAUUAGAAGAGAAGAAACUGACGUCUCGCGUAAGCUGUUUAAAAUAUGCAUGCGCAUAUUAAGAGAACGUCAAGUUUCAGCCUGCGAAUGCGUAUUCAGGCUAUGCCAUUUGAGUAUGCGUGACAGCUCGAGAAAAACAAUUUUUGUCAAUACUCGUAAAGCGGAACAAAGGUAUAAAGUGUUGAAGUUUAAUGAAGCUGGUCAAGCAGCAGGAUAUUGUGCCAAUAUUUUCGAACGAUAUGAAAAGCGACCAGCAGAGCAUCCCAACUAUGAUUUUAACAAUAUGUGUCUCAUAGAAUUUGCGAUGUUAUUCGGCCACACUACACAAAACCGCCAGUUAUAA
Parnassius apollo (apollo) is the source of this 795-nucleotide messenger RNA. NCBI's taxonomy places the organism in Eukaryota, Metazoa, Arthropoda, Insecta, Lepidoptera, Papilionidae. The record is from the annotation of a GenBank genome assembly.